Acanthosepion pharaonis is the source of this 3429-nucleotide messenger RNA. The record is from the annotation of a GenBank genome assembly. NCBI's taxonomy places the organism in Eukaryota, Metazoa, Mollusca, Cephalopoda, Sepiida, Sepiidae.
AUGGCUAAUGCCACCAGUGAAAAUGCUGUUGGUGGUAAAAAACUGACGGAAUUGAAGGUCGUUGAGCUUCGUUCGGAAUUGGAAAAAAGAGGUUUGGAUAAAACUGGAGUAAAAGCUGUCUUGCUGGAACGUUUGGAAAAGGCACUUGAGAAUGAAGGAAAAGUUCCUGAUGACUACUUGUUUGCUGAAAGUGAACUUAAAUCUAAGAAAUCUUUAGGUCGUCUUUCGAAGAGUGCAACAGAAAAGGAAAUGAAAGAUGAUGAGGAAGAUGAGGAGGAGGAAGAUGAAGAAGAGAGUCCAGUGGCAACUGAUGAUUCUGUUCAACAAAAUGAUUCUGUUAAUAUGAACAGCAAUUUGCAAGUUGAAAACUCUAAUAAAGUUACAAAUGUUGCAUCUACUGUGGAUAAUGUUGAAGUAAAAAAUGAUGAGCAGCACGAAAACACCAAAGAGACGCAACCUUCUCCUGAGAAACAAGCAACACUUAAUGAUACCAAUUUAAAUAAUGCUUCUUCAAAGGUUGAAACAAAUGACAUCUCUGCUGAUCCUACAGCACUGCCACCACAGUCAUCAUCAUCAUCAGCAGCAGCAGGCGCUAACACAAAGGAGGAAGAUGAGCAGAAUGAUGCAGACAAAUCCACAACGGCCAGUACACAGGAUCACACUCCAGCAGCAAGUUUGAAUGAAGUCAAAGAAGAGGAGAGUCAGAAUGCUGUCUGUGACAUUUUGCCCCCAACACCAACAAGUGUGCCUUGUGUGGCACCAUUGACUCUGAAAGAUACUAUAAAUAUGGACACUUCAACUGCUCAACAGAGUGAAGAAAAUGAGUCUCUGAUUGUACAUGUUGAUGAUACUCAGAAUGAUCUUGAUGCCGACCUCUUGACCUCACAAACAAACGGAUUGAAAUCAAGACAAGCGGCAAAGGAGAAAGCAAUUGGUAAGAGUGAAGGAAAGAAAUCCGAUCCUGGAAGCGGCGGCGGCGGCAGCAGCGGCGGCGACAACAGCAGCCCUCCAGAAGUGGGAGGUGAAAGCAGUGGAGAAGGAAUAGGAGGAGGAGGAGGAGAUAAAGGUAACCUGGAAGUGAAGACUGAGAAGAAAGCAGAUGAAAAGAAAGAUGAUAAAGAUGGGAAGUUGAAGAGUUCUUCAUCCGUUUCAAAGCUCAAGAUUACCAAAAAUGUCAAAGGUGGUAGUCAAAAUAGCCGGAAUUUAUGGAUCAGUGGUCUGUUCUCUAAUACUCAUGCUACAGACCUGAAAGGACUUUUUUCAAAACAUGGCAAGGUUAUUGGCGCUAAAUUAGUGACAAAUACUCGUAGCCCAGGAGCAGGAUGUUAUGGUUUUAUUACUAUGUCCUCUUCAGAGGAAGCCACCAAAUGCAUUCAACAUUUGAAUCAAACAGAAUUCCAUGGCAAGAUGAUAUCAGUAGAAAAGGCCAAAAAUGAACCAGGGACACAAACUGUUAAAAAAACAGAAACCAAACCUGGUGAAAAGAAAUCGGAUAAAACAGAAGUAAAAAAAGAGAGUGGUAGCCAAAAUAGCCGGAAUUUGUGGAUCAGUGGUUUGUCUUCUAAUACUCGAGCCACAGAUUUGAAAGGACUUUUUUCUAAAUAUGGAAAGGUUGUUGGUGCCAAAGUAGUGACAAAUGCUCGUAGUCCAGGAGCUCGAUGUUAUGGCUUUCUUACUAUGUCCUCUUCAGAGGAAGCCUCCAAAUGCAUUCAACAUUUGAAUCAGACAGAACUCCAUGGCAGAAUGAUAUCAGUUGAAAGGGCUAAAAAUGAACCAGGAACACAAACUAUUAAAAAACCAGAAACCAAACCUGGUGAAAAAAAAUCUGAAAAACCAGAGGUGAAAAAAGAAGAAAAGAAAGAAGGUAAUAAGAAAGAGAGUGAAAAAAAAGAUACUGAGAAGAAAGAAGGUGAGAAAAAAGAAGUUGCAAAAAAAGAAGAGAAGAAAGAAACAAAGAAAGAUGACAAGGACAGAAAAUCUAUAUGCAAAAGAGACAACAAACGGCAUUCAAGUACAAGUGGUCACCGAAAAAUUACUGAUAAAUCACGUGUGGUUGUGAUGGACAAAAGCAAAGGUGAGCCUGUCAUCAGUGUGAAGAGAGGAAGUAAAGAAAGUGGGGACAAGAACAAAACGUCCACCAGUAAAGAGAAAGUUUCUACUGUGUCAAAAUCCAAACCCAAAGAAUCUACAGAGAGUGGCAAAGAUAAAACCAAAGAAUCCAAGAAGGAUAUUCUGUCUUUUGAUCAGAUUCGAAUAUCUCGACCUUCAAAAGUUAAGAAACAACUAUAUGAAUACUUCAAGGCUGAGCGUGAGAGGGAACGUUUGCGCCAAAGUGAGAGGCGAUUGCGUGAAGAAGAGAGACGACGCCUUAGAGAGCUGGAUCGUGCACGAUUGAUCCAAAGAGAUGUUCAAAGAAGACAAAAAGAGGAGGCUUUCCGAUUAGAAAGAUUCAGGGAAAGGCUUAGAAUGGAGAGGGAGAAACUCGAAAGAGAGAAAUUGGAAAGAGAAAGAAUCAAAUUAGAACGUGAAUUCCUUGAGCGUGAGAGAUUCCGCGAUGAACAACGGCGAGCAGAAAUGCUUCAAUUUGAAGAACAGAGACGUGCAAUGAAGAGAUCCUACGAAAGAAGCAGUGGGCAUGAAGAAGGCUUUUGGAAUGAACCAAAAAGACCCAAUUUGAAUGCCCCUUCUACCAGAUUUGAUCAUUCAUUCUCCAAUGAAUCUCUAUUUAAUGAAUUUGAACACAGAGAUUACGAAAGAAGAGUGGAGCGUUAUGAUCGACAAGAUGCUCGAUCCAUUGACACUGCUGCUCGAUUUGAAGAACAUAAAGAUCGAGAUCUUACCAGGAGAGACAUUGGGCCUGUUAGAGAUCUCCGUGAUAGGGAUGACAGGCGCCCUGAUGAACGCAGCCACCCAGAUGAUCGCUUUGAUAGGAGAGAAGUUGGACCAGGUAGAGACCGCAGCAGUGAUCGGAACCAUGAAGCCGAUCGGAGAGACUUAGGGCCAGACAGGGGGAGGGAUUCUGAUCGGAGAAACGUUUCUGCACAUGACAGAUUGGGGAGAGUCAGAAAUUCACCUGCUGUUCCUCCUCCUGAUCAAAGAACUCCAUGGGGUUCUGGUCUUGACAGAAAAGUCGACGCUUGGUCUCAUCCACAUGGUAACAUGGAUAAUUCUGGUGUGAAUCGUCCAAAUGAUAGGUGGAUAAACAACAAUAUGGCUCCUAACCAUGACCGAGGUCCCAACAGUGGAGGAGGUGGUGGUCCUGGGGCUGGUGGAAUGGUACAAAACAUGGGACCUGGAAAUAUGUUUGUCAAUCCCCAGGCUCAACCUCCUGCUAUGAUGGUUGGUGGUGGGGGAGGAGGUGGUGGCAACAUGGGAGGCCGCAUGCCAGAACCUCGUUUUGAUGCCUACAAGCAUAUGCGACGGUAUUAA